CUCUUCCCAGAAGGCAGCAGGGUGAACAGGCUGUUGCUGGGUGCGUACUGUCCUUUAGUAUCCUUUGGGGUCUGUGUAGGCACCUCACCUCACCGAUAGCACUGAUGCUCUGGAGAUGGGUACCAGUGAUCUGAGCAAUUUUAAUCACCCGCUGCAGAGCCCUCCGGUCCUGGGCCGUGCACAUCCCAUGCCAGAUUGUGAUGUUUCCAGUCAGGAUGCUUUCUAUUGCUCCUCUGUAAAAGCUGACAAGAACAUUUCAUUUCACAUUGCAACUGUGUAUGGGUGCAUAAGUGAUGAAAAUGGGCAUAUUAUUUAAAUUUUGCUCACUUAGGCCUAAUUGUAAUUGUAAAAUAAACUGAGUAAAGUAUUAUAUACAAUAGUGAUUUCAUAUUUAUUGUUUGCGCGCACAAUUACCACCCCCCCUUCCCCAUGUGUUGCAGGCUUUUUAUAUACAGUCUAUGGUUGCAGGUGAUUGUUUUAAUAUGGUAAAUUGGUUUACUUUGGGAAUAUGCAAUAAAGAAAAACACUGGUUGUACUUUAUUAUCGAGAUACCCUGUGUUGAAGAGGCAUUGCCUUAGUGCCAAUGAAUAGGCAUGACAAACAUGUAGGCUUACACAAAAUGUGGCUGUAUUUUCAUUGACUUUGAUAUUAUUCAGUGAAAGUUUUUUUGACGUCUCAAAAAGAAAUGACGAAAUACAUCUGCAGUUAUACAAUAUGUACACUGUAUAUGUGCAAUGCAUUUUAUUAUAUACUAUGUAGGUGACUAUAUUAUGUCAAAUAGCUCUGUUUUUAUAUAAAUUUAUAACUGAUUAUUUUUUAUUAUGUCUUACCAUGUAAGCAGUAUUUUAAUGUGCCAGCUGAUCAAGAUGGAGCAGAUUUGUACUACAGUACUUUAUAUACUGUACGUUGGGUACUUUAAUCUACGCCGUAUACAUAUUUUAUAAAAUAAUCCUAUUUUUUUAUGUUCAGUUAUAGUCAGAAAAAAUAACUAGUAACCAAGCUGUAAAAUAAAUAUAGUGAAACAAUAUUUUCCUCUGAAAUGUUGAGUAGUGGCAGAAAGUGGAAAUACUCAGAUGUUGUACAGCACUUAAGUGUAGGCUAUGUAUUUACUUCCCACCAUUUAUUGAUUAUUGUUGAUAAUGAUUAUUAAUAAAACAUCCAUGGCUGAAACCAUGUAUUUAAACAUGUAAAUAAAACUAUAUACAGUCUGUUUAUUAACUGCCCCUUUGUUAAAGGCUUUUAUUUUGAAUGUUGUCACCGGAAGUCUUGAUUCUGGUCCCCAAGGCAAAUUUGGGUUGAGCUACACGCAUGCGCACUCUCCUGAUCUACAUAAAUCAAUCCUUGGUGGGCAUCUUGCGCUGAUUCUGCAACAUAUCAUCGACUGAUUCACGGUAAUUAAUCACAUCAUCGGUAUGGCAUCCAGUGGAUAUCUGCAGGCAGCGGUCCUCCUUCUGGCGGUCCAGCUCCUCUGUCUCGGUGCAGCUGAUGCGGAUCAGGAGACCGGGACUGUCAUCCCUGCCGAAAGUCGCCCAUGUGUGGACUGUCACGCUUUUGAGUUUAUGCAGAGGGCACUGCAAGAUCUAAAGAAGACCGCGUUCAACCUUGAUGCCAGGACAGAGAUGCUGGUGCUGAGGGCAGAGAGGAGGGCUCUGUGUGACUGUAUGCCCACCAACUCACUGCGCUGAACUCUGCACUUCACCGCCUUCACCGAGUACACCUGAGGACACUUCCACCUGUCAUCACCCCGAAAACAACCCCGUUAGAAAACCUCUACUCAUGCACAGCGAUCUUCAUCCUAACUUAUUUACACAAUAGGCACUUUAUUUUCUUUUUCGCUCAUAUCACUGUUGAGUGACUCUUUGAUUUGAAGUCAUGCAUCAUGAGGCAUGUUAUUGUUUUGCCUUAUUUGGGGCGACUUUUAUACCACUGAUGUUUUACAUUGUGAAACUGGACACAUGUCUGGGUUUGUUUGUCUCCCAACGUCAUAGGAUGUGGGUCAGUUCGCAUCUGUCUCCUAUGAAGCAUAAACUAUUUUUUGUACUUUUUAGUAUCGGGCUGUAUAAUGUAGAUACAGUAGAAGGCAUCUGUACAUUUACUUGUUGAACAUGUUGUAUGAGAUUAAUGUUUAUGACAAUUAUACACAUUAAACUGUAGCAUCACAUUUGAUUUAUUUAACUGCUCAAAAUGUUUCAAACACUUUUUUAUCACCUAAUUAAAUUAGGAAUCAGCAAACUUUCACUGGUUAAAAUGAAUUGAUUUGCAGCCUGGCUUCUUUUGCAUAAAAAGGAAACAUACUUUUCUUUUUAACAAGAUUUUUUUUUGUAAAGAAAUGAUCUGCAGAAAGUUUACCAGAAAUUCAAAAAACAACAGUUUCAAAGGGUUUUUAAGGUGGAAAAAGCGUACUUGUAGGUCUUGAUUUAGCGCAGCACUGUAGCAUGAAUUUACAGCACUUUUUGUCAACCUACUGUUAAUAUAGAUUGUAUGUAUAUAUAAUGUAUAUGUACAUGUAAUGGAGGUGUCCACACACUUCUCUUGGGCAGAUAGAGGAUUGCUAGCUGCAGCAGGGGACACAGAGAUAGAAAUAAUAAUUGUCUUAUUGUUACUUGUUUAUGAACAACGUACUUUGUUAACAUUAUGUCACAUGAUGCUCCAUUUAUUGUCUUAAUGUUGUACCUAUCAAUAAAAACAACAAAUGACCUUUA
Micropterus dolomieu (smallmouth bass) is the source of this 2702-nucleotide messenger RNA. It is a transcript of the gene nicol1, whose product is annotated as linkage group 12 C4orf48 homolog. The record is from RefSeq and is a predicted model, not a curated record. Bases 1413 to 1685 code for a protein of 90 amino acids. Lineage: Eukaryota; Metazoa; Chordata; Actinopteri; Centrarchiformes; Centrarchidae. The transcript has 4 exons.